GUUGGUUUUGUCGUGACACGGCUCAAAUGGUUUAUACUCGCUCUUCCGUGAAAAAAAUAAAAACGAUGUGUACAGAUAAAACGUUCCAUGUCCUUGAUCAUUUAUAACGUUAGGUUACGUAUUGUUGUUGGUUUCUUUUACUUUUCUAAAAUUAGAUCGUAAAGUUUGAAGAUGUGAUUCAGAGGAAAGUACAAUUCUGUUUUCGAAGGCUUUAUAUUAAAGAUGUCGGUAAAAUACUCAAGAUUAAACACAACUGAAGACGAUAUUUCCGGGGUCAAUUCUGAUGAUGAUGAAUACAAUGUGGAACUUUCAACAAGACAGAUACUGAGGGAGGAAGAAGCCGAUGAAGAUCGAGACAAUGAUGGGGAGGAAACAUAUACUGUUGAAGACGCUGUUGAAAAACUUGGACUAGGAUGGUUUCAGUUCCGACUAUGGGCCAUCACGGGCUUGUUUUCGGCAGCAGACGCCUGCGAGAUGAUGCUUCUUGCCGUGCUAUCUCCAGUAGUUAGGUGUGAAUGGGGGCUAACACAAGCUCAAGUUGCUUUAAUUACCACUGUUGUUUUUGUUGGUAUGGGCUGCAUGUCGCCUUUCUGGGGUAUGGGUGCCGAUAAAUAUGGGAGAAGAAAUAUACUAAUGCUUGCCUCGUGGCUGGUCUGGUAUUUUGGCAUGCUUACGUCAUUCAGUCCGUCAUACACCUGGAUUCUUAUAAUGCGUGGACUUGUUGGUGCUGGGAUCGCAGGAAUGCCUCAUGGGUAAGUUAGGUGUAGUGAUUCGCAUGAUAAUAUCAGAUAUAUAUUUUGGUUAUAUGAUAUAUCGUUUUAUAAUUUACUUGUAUUUAUUUUGCUAUAUUUACUGAAUCUUUUACGACCAAACCAAAAGAAAACCCGUAUUGUUUACGAAUGCUAUUCAGAAUUUACUUUACAAACGAAAUAGCAUUAUGAUACGGUUUAAUAUAUAAUCAAAAUUAACAUAAGAGGGUAUGUUAUAUAAAUGUAUGAGUAUUAUAAUCUGGAGCAUGUAUUUUGCUGUGAAUUAUGGGAUAGAUUACGUCACAAUGGAUCACAUCCGGUGGCCCAGCGCCUCGUGAGAUCCUGACCUGAUCAAGUCCAUUCGAGUAAAAUACAUAUUUCUGACCAAAAUACUCUAAUAAUUAUGCCUUUGUUGUUAUUUAUAUACAAGUUUGUUUUUCUACAUUUAUUAGCAGAGCAUAGUUAAUGUAUCUAUACAUAAUCGUUUUAUUACUUUUUUUAAAAAAUUUCCUGUGUUUUGUCAAUUUUAACAAGCCUUUUUAAGAUUCAAAGUAAUGGAGCCAGCAUAGCAUAUGACAUAUUUUAGACUUGUUAUAUAUGUUUUAAUCUUCAUCAUUUAUAUAUAAUCGGUUGUAGUGCAUGUUUUAGAAAUACGAAAAAAACACAUUUAUAUUUAUAUAAUUUUUAAAUAACAUUUAAAUGUAAUGGAAAAGGCGUGUUUCUGUUUGGUACUGGCUAUAUGUGGCAUUAUUUAUUGUUGUGUCGUCCAAUUGGCGGGUUGUGCUUUCAACUGGUGGAGCAUGUUUUAACUGGCUGUUUUUGGUAUUUUUAGUAUCUUAAGUUUGCUGAUGAAUGAAAAUAAUUCAAUCUCUCUCAAUACUACACAUUUAAUAUCCAUUUCUUAUCUCUAUUAUUUUUCAUCAAAUAUUUCAGAUAUGAUUUUUUCUUAUUUUUGCCUUAGAGUAUCCACUUUUAAU
Molecule: messenger RNA, 1726 nt
Organism: Ruditapes philippinarum (Manila clam)
Lineage: Eukaryota; Metazoa; Mollusca; Bivalvia; Venerida; Veneridae
Product: synaptic vesicle 2-related protein-like
Exons: 6
Coding region: 223-756 (177 amino acids)
Biological process (GO): transmembrane transport
Molecular function (GO): transmembrane transporter activity
Source: RefSeq, a predicted model, not a curated record